CCUUCAUCUGCGCUCCUUUGUCUGGCGCCUUCAUAAAGUUCUAACCCUAACUGCUCUCACUCACUCUCUCUCACUACCUUUUCCCUUCGCUUUGUGGACUCGGCCACUUCGAGUGGUCUCUUUCCCCCUAUCCCCUCUGCUCAUUUCAAGCAAAUCAGCCCACUGACCUACAUUCAAUGAAUGGCUGAUUAGUUGGAAUGUAAUCUGAAAGCAUUUUAGGUACGAUAGAUUCCUUUCUUGGAUCAAUGCCGGCAAAGAUCUCCGCUUUUGAUUUGCUGUGAUCUGAUUUUCUAUCUCAGAGGCCUCGCCCUCGGUUGCUUCAUCGCUUCACUUGCGACUACUAAAGUGACCAAGUGUGUGUGUGUGUGAGAGAGAGAGAGAGAGAGAGCUUUUGCUCGGCAGUGUCCCUGGCGUCCAAGUGUUGUGAUUUAUAUUCACAGUUUGUGGGUAAACUCAAAUGGAUUCUGGAUCAGCGAAAAUGGGGUCUGCAGAGUUUGGGUGUAAAAUCUUAUUGAUAUUUAGCCUUUUGAUUGCUGGAAGGGCAGAGAUUUACAUAGUAACAGUUGAAGGAGAGCCCGUCAUCAGUUAUAGAGGCGGCGUUGAUGGCUUUGAAGCCACCGCCGUGGAGUCCGACGAGAAGAUUGAUGCUACCAGUGAAGCUGUGACUUCUUACUCCCGUCAUCUAGAAAAGAAACACGACAUGCUUCUAGGAAUGCUGUUUGACCGCGGGACCUACAAGAAACUUUAUAGCUAUCGGCAUCUCAUUAAUGGCUUUGCAGUUCAUAUUUCUCCCGAACAGGCAGAAAUUCUUAGACGAGCCCCUGGUGUUAGAUCUGUUGAAAGAGAUUGGAAGGUGAAGAGACUUACAACACAUACGCCUCAAUUUUUGGGGCUUCCAACUGGAGUAUGGCCAACAGGAGGUGGCUUUGACAGAGCUGGAGAGGACAUUGUAAUAGGAUUUGUGGACUCGGGGAUUUAUCCCCACCACCCAAGCUUUGCAACCCACAAUACUGAACCAUAUGGACCUAUUCCAAAGUACAGAGGAAAAUGUGAAGUUGAUCCUGACACCAAACACAAAUUCUGUAAUGGAAAGAUUAUAGGAGCCCAACACUUUGCAGAAGCUGCAAUUGCAGCUGGCGUAUUUAAUCCUGCAGUUGAUUUUGCUUCUCCCCUCGAUGGAGAUGGACAUGGGAGUCAUAUAGCAGCCAUUGCAGCUGGUAAUAAUGGGAUUCCUGUGAGAAUGCAUGGAUUUGAAUUUGGGAGAGCAAGUGGAAUGGCUCCUCGGGCCAGAAUUGCUGUGUACAAGGCACUAUACAGGCUUUUUGGAGGGUUUGUUGCAGAUGUGGUUGCAGCUAUUGAGCAGGCCGUUCAUGAUGGAGUGGACAUUCUCAAUCUCUCUGUGGGGCCAAACAGUCCCCCAGCAACCACAAAGACCACAUUUUUAAAUCCUUUUGAUGCUACGCUUCUUUCGGCUGUGAAGGCUGGAGUUUUUGUUGCACAGGCAGCUGGGAAUGGAGGCCCUUUUCCAAAGACCUUAGUGUCAUAUAGUCCAUGGAUAACAUCUGUAGCUGCUGCAGUUGACGAUCGCAGAUACAAAAACCACCUGACCAUGGGAAAUGGGAAAAUUUUGCCAGGAAUUGGAUUGUCCCCUGCUACGCAUGCAAAUCAAACAUUCACUAUGGUUGCUGCUAAUGAUGUUCUGCUGGAUACUUCAGUUAUGAAGUACAGUCCUUCGGACUGCCAGAGGCCAGAAGUUCUAAACAAGCAUUUGGUGGAAGGAAACAUUCUUGUUUGUGGUUAUUCCUUUAAUUUUGUUGUUGGUUCUGCAUCAAUCAAGAAAGUAUCACAAACAGCCAAGAGCCUUGGUGCAAUUGGAUUUGUUCUGGCUGUAGAAAAUGUUUCUCCAGGAACAAAGUUUGAUCCCGUCCCUGUUGGAAUUCCUGGUAUUCUCAUCACAGAUGUUAGCAAGUCCAUGGACCUUAUAGCUUAUUACAACAGCUCCACAUCAAGGGAUUGGACUGGACGUGUGAAGAGCUUCAAAGCAACAGGUGGCAUUGGGGAUGGUUUGAAGCCUACACUGCACAAAUCAGCACCUCAAGUUGCAUUGUUCUCUGCCAGGGGGCCCAACAUAAAGGACUACAAUUUUGAAGAGGCAGAUCUUCUCAAACCAGAUAUUCUGGCUCCUGGUUCUCUAAUUUGGGCUGCUUGGGCUCCAAAUGGAACAGACGAGGCUAAUUACAUUGGAGAAGGAUUUGCUGUGAUAUCUGGCACUAGCAUGGCUGCACCUCAUAUUGCAGGGAUAGCUGCUCUUGUAAAGCAGAAGCAUCCUCAUUGGAGUCCUGCUGCCAUCAAAUCAGCCUUGAUGACAACAACAACAACACUGGACAGAGCAGAGAGACCACUUCAAGCUCAACAGUAUUCUGGGUCCGAAACCCUGACUCUAGUCACAGCUACACCUUUUGAUUACGGGAGUGGCCAUGUCAAUCCCAAAGCUGCUCUAGAUCCUGGACUCAUCUUUGAUGCAGGUUACGAGGAUUAUCUGGGUUUCUUAUGCACUGUACCGGGAAUCAAUUCUCAUGAGAUAAAGAACUACACAAAUUCGCCAUGCAACUACACCCUCGCCCACCCAGUUAACCUCAACACACCCUCAAUCACAAUCUCCCACCUUGUCGGAACUCAAACUAUUACACGCACGGUAACAAAUGUUGCGGAGGAAGAAACCUACGUCAUCACAGCAAGAAUGGCACCGGCAGUCGCCAUUGAGACAAGUCCUCCAGCGAUGACUUUAAGGCCUGGCGCGUCCAGGAAAUUCACCGUGACACUCACGGUGCGGUCCGUCACAGGAACAUACAGUUUUGGACAGGUUUUGCUGAAAGGAAGCAGAGGGCACAAAGUCAGAAUCCCUGUGGUGGCCAUGGGAUAUGAUCGGUAGCGUGGGGUUUGUGUCUGUGUAAUCUAGAUUGAGUGUCAUGAUAUGAUGAUAUUCUUUGUUAUAUGUGGGAAUAAGAUAAUAUAUAUAUAUAUAUAGAGAGAGAGAGAGAGAGAGAGAGAGCUAGAGGUAAUGGUCUACAUAUUUAUAUAUAUAUAUAUAUUAUGUUGUAAAGAUAUCUUAAUUAGUACAAGGAGGGGAGACUCCUAUUUUCUUCCACUCAUGUAAGCUUUGGUGAGUUUGCUUCUAUAAGUAGGGGUGGGAUGCCUUGUGUUCCCCUUGACAAUGCUUGAAGUAGGCCUGGUUCUUGGAUUUGUAUCUGAUCUGGAAGAGGAAGCUUGUGAGUUAGGCAGCAGGGUUUCACUGUCAUGUACCUCUUAAUCUUCUACUGUUGUAUUCUUCACUCUUGUUCUUGUAAUGAUGAUAUAUGUUGGUAGUUUGCCACAAUUUGUUCUUUUGUGAUGAAUUGAAUUCUUUUCCCAA
Diospyros lotus (date-plum) is the source of this 3412-nucleotide messenger RNA. RefSeq names its product subtilisin-like protease SBT2.5. NCBI's taxonomy places the organism in Eukaryota, Viridiplantae, Streptophyta, Magnoliopsida, Ericales, Ebenaceae. The transcript has 12 exons. Gene Ontology annotation, cellular component: membrane; cell wall. Gene Ontology annotation, biological process: proteolysis. Gene Ontology annotation, molecular function: serine-type endopeptidase activity. The record is from RefSeq and is a predicted model, not a curated record. The coding region runs from base 458 to 2932 and encodes 824 amino acids.